Drosophila biarmipes is the source of this 1003-nucleotide messenger RNA. It is a transcript of the gene Josd, whose product is annotated as josephin-like protein. The transcript has a single exon. Bases 156 to 794 code for a protein of 212 amino acids. Gene Ontology annotation, biological process: protein deubiquitination. The record is from RefSeq and is a predicted model, not a curated record. Lineage: Eukaryota; Metazoa; Arthropoda; Insecta; Diptera; Drosophilidae. Gene Ontology annotation, molecular function: cysteine-type deubiquitinase activity.
GUUCUUGCCAUCCCUAAUGUCAUACCAUCCCCAAAACAAAAUCGUCUGACUUUUUGUAAACAAAAAGCAACUUCUAUCUUCUAUCUAGUGACUUUUGCCCGCUCCCCCCUGGAGCUACUCGUUCGUUGGAAUCUGACUGCCCACACUGCUCCGGAAUGGAAUCGCCCAGUGCUCGCACGCCCGGCAGUUCUCUGGGGGAUUGCGAGGGCAGGGCCAAUGGCAACGGGAACACCACCAUGGUGCAGGGCAUCUACCACGAGCGCCAGACGCGGCACCUGUGCGGCCUGCACGCCCUGAACAACCUCUUCCAGACGCCGGACACGUUCUCCAAGUCGGAGCUGGACGACUACUGCACCACCCUGACCCCGCGCAACUGGCUGAACCCGCACCGCUCGUGGAUCGGGUGGGGCAACUACGACGUCAACGUGAUCAUGUACGCCCUGCAGCAGCGCAACUGCGAGGCGGUGUGGUUCGACCGCCGGCGGGACCCACAGUGCCUCAACCUGGGCGCCAUCUUCGGCUUCAUCCUGAACGUGCCGGCGCAGAUGAGCCUGGGCUACUACAUCCCACUGCCCUUCCAGAUGCGCCACUGGCUGGCCCUGCGGCGCAUCAACGGCAGCUACUACAACCUGGACUCCAAGCUGCGCGAGCCCAGGUGCCUGGGCGCCGAGGAGCAGUUCCUCGAGUUCCUGGCCAGCCAGCUGCAGCUCGACCACGAGCUCUUCCUGGUCCUGCACGAGGUGGACGGCGAGAAGGACCAGCAACGCUGGCUGCUGCCGCAGUUCAGGGACUAAGGCUGCUGUUAUGCGAAUAAAUUUAGCGUGGUGCCACAAACUAUCAGUUAUUUAAUCACUUACUUUAGUAGAUCGACCGACAAGUGCCCUAGUAUUUAAACUACAUUUUGUAUUCGCCCUCUUCUAAUCUUUAAUGGCCAACCUGUGAGCCCAAGACAGCAAUUGUUGAGACAAAGCAAAGGUAAUAAAGUCCAAGGAAGCAGCUACAA